Cucumis sativus (cucumber) is the source of this 2559-nucleotide messenger RNA. Its product is annotated as probable beta-1,4-xylosyltransferase IRX9H. The transcript is spliced from 4 exons. Lineage: Eukaryota; Viridiplantae; Streptophyta; Magnoliopsida; Cucurbitales; Cucurbitaceae. Gene Ontology annotation, biological process: plant-type secondary cell wall biogenesis; glucuronoxylan biosynthetic process. The record is from RefSeq and is a predicted model, not a curated record. Gene Ontology annotation, molecular function: xylosyltransferase activity; galactosylgalactosylxylosylprotein 3-beta-glucuronosyltransferase activity. Bases 702 to 2009 code for a protein of 435 amino acids. Gene Ontology annotation, cellular component: Golgi membrane.
CUGUCCCUGACGCCAACAAACAGCUUUGAAAAGAAAAAAUAUUUCUUUUAUUCAUUGUCUGAAUCUCCAUCCAGAGAGGUGAGAGAAUGGUUUAGUACGAACUCCAACUGGGUAGUGUACUACACUUUACUAACUUCCCACUAAACACUCUCAGAUUUCAAAUCCAGCUCUAAUCUCACCAUAGUUUCCAUGUUUGAAUCCAAACUUUGUGAACACUCAACAGAGUACUGCCUUUUUCCGGGAGUUGCAAAUGGGUAGGAAUUAAUCGCCAUUUCAGUCUGAAACGCCUUUGUUUCAGGUAUUCAAACUUGGGUUUUGGGUCUUGUUUAUUUCCUUUCUGGAUUUGUUUGAUAACGGUAGGGGGAUUUUUUAACCUGUUCAUACUGUUUCAAUCAUGAUAUUGGCUUCCUAGGUUCUUGGUUUGUAGGUUGUGUCUGGUUUGGAUUUGGAUUUGUUGUUCUAGCAGUAUUUGAAGUCUCCAGUAAUUCGGGGUAGUUGGAUGGAUGGGUCAAAUUCUCCUUCAUGACAUUUCGAACUCAUAGGACGUGCUACAAUGGGAAAUUUUUGUUGCCAUAAUUCUGGAUUGACUAUUUCCUCAGAGUUCAGCUUGGUUUAGAUUUGAAGCUCUGCCUUGUAAUGGUGGGUUUCUGGUACCACUAGUUGAAUUGGGAAGCUGGGGUUUUAAGUGAGUUUUCAUUUUCAUGGCUUCUAUUAGAAGAACCUUGUCCCCAGUUCCUCGGCCUGGAACUUCAAUGAAUGGAGAAGCAUGCUCAGUAGGUUCUCCCCUGUCCAGGUCUUCCCUAUCUCCUCAAAACCACCCUCAAUCUACUGGACUGCACUAUUCCCUAUUUAAUACAUUGGAAACUCAAGCUGCUAUUCUUGGGAUCUACUCUCCAAGGUCUUCUAGACCAUUGGACAAAUCGAAACCAAAGGUUCAGAUUUGGAGGAGGUCGAUGUUCCAUUUCUUCAUGUGUUUUUUUGUUGGGUUUCUUGCUGGAUUGGUGCCAUUUGCAUCUACCAACUUAUCCAUGAAUGUCAUGUCAAAAUAUCAAGCUUUCCAGUUUGAUAGGUUAUCCACUGAUGAAAAAUCUCAGCCUCAGAAUAAUUUUAGCAGCACCAUCUUUAUUCCAUUGGAAAGCGAAGACAUGAAGAGUAGCCAAAUCCUACCAGAGGUGCCAAUGUAUAAUAACGUUUCUUAUGAUAAUUUGGAUAACCAUCUAAUUGCUCAAGAAUUAGAGCCUCGAAAGCUACUGAUAAUUGUGACCCCAACAUCUGCUCACCCACUACAAGCCUACUAUCUUAGCCGUUUGGCGCACACACUAAAGUUGGUCCGACCGCCUCUCCUAUGGAUCGUUGUGGAAAUGUACUCCCAAUCAGAUGAAACAGCUGAUGUAUUGAGGAGUACUGGGAUUAUGUUUAGACAUAUUGCUUGCACUAAAAACUUAACUGAUACGAGAGAUGGAAGAGUUCAUCAAAGAAAUCUAGCCCUGUCUCACAUUGAAACCCACCGUCUUGAUGGAAUCGUUUACUUUGCAGAUGAAAAUAACUUCUAUUUGGUUGAUCUAUUCGAGAAAAUGAGGGAGAUCAGACGGUUUGGAACUUGGCCGGUUGCAAAAUUAUUAGGGGGUACGAGUAGAUCCAUUCUAGAAGGCCCUGUUUGUAAUGGAAACCUUGUAAUUGGAUGGCACAUAUAUGAAUCAAGUAUGAGACUCCGCAGGUUUCAUGCUGAACUAUCAGGCUUUGCUUUCAAUAGCACCAUACUAUGGGAUCCAGAGAGGUGGCAGCGACGCACUUCAGAACCUGUGAGGCAGCUUGAUUCCAUCAAAGAUGGCCUCCAAGCAAGCGACUUCAUCGAACAAAUCGUGGAAGAUGAAAGCCAAAUGGAAGGAUUCCUAGAAGACUGCUCGAGAAUCAUGGUCUGGAACGUCAAUUUUAAACCGUCAAGUGCAGUUUAUCCUCACAAAUGGUUCGUGACGAAUUAUCUAGAUGCCACUGCUUCACUUACAUGAAAUAAUUCAAGAUCUAGAAGGAAGAAAAAACUUCAUUGUAUCGGCACCUUGAUCAGCGCAGAUGCUUCCACCAUGUUCCAGGAUUAAUUUUCAAAUUGUUUCUCCCGUGUCCGGAUUUCUUGGCAUCGUUGGUGAGAGAUAUGAACGGUGUGCUUCCUCCUAGCAUCUUUCAAAUAUAACGACUGAACAUUCACUUUUAUGUAGCUAAUGCAAGCUUUUACUAAGCUUUUACUUUGUCCAAAUGGCAAAGCUUAUGGAGGGAAGUCUUGUUGUAGUACAAUUCAAAUAUUGGUCUCCAUUUCUUAUAAAGGACAUUUGAUGAUUUGAUAUUUUGUACAGAAGGACCCAGCUGCAUUUUCCUCUCAUUGAUAGAGAUAGAUGCUGAGGCGCUUGAAGAGGACUGACUUUGAGUUUUUUUCCCUUUAUAUCAUUGCAAAAGUUAAAGCAAUUUUGAAUGGCUUUUUUCAGGCGUCAAACUGGAUUGUCUUUGGCUUGAUACUGUACACUAGCAGAUCAUUCAAUUUGAUUUGAUGGGUUCAUAUUGUUAUAA